Molecule: messenger RNA, 1340 nt
Organism: Syngnathoides biaculeatus (alligator pipefish)
Lineage: Eukaryota; Metazoa; Chordata; Actinopteri; Syngnathiformes; Syngnathidae
Gene: lrrc39
Product: leucine rich repeat containing 39
Exons: 7
Coding region: 345-1340 (331 amino acids)
Molecular function (GO): protein binding
Source: RefSeq, a predicted model, not a curated record
CCCCCCCAUGGGAGGUCAGGCGACUCACCAGUUUCUAUAUUUAGUGCGGCUUCGUUUACAGUCCAGCUGAAGAGCACAAAUGAGGUGAGCAAAAUUGCAAAGAAUGACACAUACUUCCCGUGUGUAUUGGAAAUAUCGCAGGGCGACGACAACUACGUCUUAAAAAUAAACACCGCAAUCCGCGACGUUAGCCUCCCUACUGUGCAACGACCUCCAAUAAUCCUCCACAUGCUGCAGCAGUAAUCGACUACGUAGCGAUGUAAAGCGUCACGUGCCGCUAUAAGCUAACUACCUCCCCCCUCUUGAGGUACAAGAUGGCCGAAUGCGUCCUGCUGUAACAUCACAUGGCAGCCAUCCCAGCGAGCGGCUCGGUCAGUUCCCUGAAAAGUUUGUGGGAAAGCAAAAUCCAGAAAAUCCAGGACAAGCGUGAGAAGCAGGCCAGGAGGCCGCGCAGCAGGUCGGGCGCAGCGGCGGGCGUGUGGGAGGAGCGCCACGCUCUGGCUCGCCUCAGAGACAAAGUCAAGACACGAGAUGGACGCCUGCUUCUGUGCCUGGAGCGCGAGGAGUGGAAGGCGCUGCCGGGCUGCCUGGUCCGGCUGAGCCAGGUCCAGGAGUGGCACAUCCACCGGACCGGACUGCAGAAAAUCCCCAGCUUUGUCUCCUGCUUCCGGGAUCUCCUGGUCCUGGAUCUGUCGCGGAACGGCGUGACGGAGAUCCCCAAAGAAAUCGGCGGGUUGACGCGACUCCGAGAACUUUUGCUCAGUUACAACAGAGUCCGCGUUGUUCCGGAGGAGCUCGGAGACUGCGAGAGUCUGGAGAGACUGGAACUCGCCAUGAACGGAGACCUGGACCGCCUUCCGGACAAGCUGAGCCGGCUUAGGCGUCUGGAUCGUCUGGACCUGUCCAUGAACGCCUUCGGCGCCGUCCCGCCGUGCUUGCUCCGCAUGCCGGCGCUGGAGUGGCUGGACAUGGCGGGGAACCGUUUGCGCGUCCUACCCCAAGACAUCCACAGGAUGGAGAAGCUGCAAGCGCUGUGGCUGCAGCGCAACCAGCUGGAGAAAGUUCCGGAAAGCAUCAGCAGGAUGCCCCGCCUGGACACGCUGGUCCUGAGCAGCAACCGACUGACAGACAUCCCCCCCGUCAUGGAGGACAUGGCCAACCUCAGGUUCGUCAACUUCCGGGACAACCCGUUGGCGCUGGAGAUGCCCACAACUGACGGCGGCGGCGACGACGACGACGACCGCGAGCUGUUCGGACGGGAAUUCAUGCUGACGUACAUCCGGGAAGCUCGGAAGAGAGCGCACGCCGCCCUUAACGUGCACGCGCUCUCCCGCGCGUGA